Phaeodactylum tricornutum CCAP 1055/1 is the source of this 2038-nucleotide messenger RNA. RefSeq lists its product with no specific name. The coding region runs from base 184 to 1974 and encodes 596 amino acids. NCBI's taxonomy places the organism in Eukaryota, Bacillariophyta, Bacillariophyceae, Surirellales, Neidiaceae. The record is from RefSeq and is a predicted model, not a curated record. The transcript has a single exon.
GCAAAUGCGAAUUGGUCAACACACACACGCACCCGAACGUAAAUUCCGCUCCGCUGGUCCAUAAAUUCAGAAGUUGCAACUGACUGAGAAGGGGACAAGUCAGUCAGAAACUUUCUUCCAGUUGAUUGCGCUCAUCUAUUCAUUCCGUCCUCACAUUCUCUCCACUGUACUAUCGCAUCUAUCAUGUCCAGUAGCACUCCUUUGUCUACGAAUCUUCCUCCGCCCCCUACGCUGGGUGGAUACAGCAAAACGCGUCUGGACAAGGUCGUCCACGCCAUUGCUUCUACAUUGGCCGAUCCCCAAAUGCGCGCACUAAGUCAGCGCGCCGUACAGGGCAAAGUUUGGCACCUUCAGCCGGCCGUUUCGGCAAUGCUUUCCGAUCUGCGUGGCGAGGAAGAGCAAGUUCGGCGUUCCCUUCUGGAUCGCACCAGUGCCCUCGUUUAUAAGUUCCACGAGCAAGGCUUGGAUGCGACUCUAGCUCGUGCCGGUCUCACACAGGAUGCUCGAGUCCACGCGGGCUCGUCGUUGGAUCAAAAGGAAACCUUCGACCUUUUCUGCCUCGAUGCUAAGGAACGGUUGUACAUGACUCUCAAGAACUAUGAUUGGCUGAAGGAUUUCUUUCGACUCUAUCCGCUCCACUUCUACGAAAACUCUUUCCAAUUUGUGGAUCGUAUCCCCACCAAGAAACUAAAGGUCAAAGUCAAGGUUGUUGGCCUCGGUAUUGGUGGAUCCGUCGCCGUCAGUGGUCUCGCUAAGAGCGGUAUCGAGACUGUGGUGGGAUACGAAAAGCGUGGUGAAAAAGGGCCCCGCUCGGUUUCAUCUCGAUACCAAAACGCUUCGUGGCGAGCCUACGACAUUGCGGGCAAGCUGGUAGAUGAAGAGGCAUUCCAGCAUUUGAUUGAAAAUCGCCAGCGGAUUAACGUCAAGUACGACGACGGAACCGAAGCCAUCGUCUCCUCCGAUAGAGUGCAGAUUAUCAUUGGGAGUGCAAUUCAAUCGGCUAUCGACUCGGCACGCCGGUACGGGGCAGAGCUACAUUUCGAAUCGCCCAUGGACGCUUUUUAUAGCGAAACCAAGGCAAAGUCCUCGCCAGCCUUCGAUAUCGUGGCCUUGUUUUGUGGGGCUCACACGUCUCAGAUGGUUCCUGGCAUGGCGAAAGCUAUGGAAGUCCACGAAUGGCCCGACCUGAACUCGACCUGUAAGAUGUGGUUGCGCGUUAUGCCUUCGGACAAACUCGAUUCCUAUUGUGCCCGUGGCGGAGAAAUAGGUGCCGAGCAGUGGCACUACACCAUCGAAAGUGCGCGUCAGAAUGUGGAAGACAUGGAGCGCAUCGGGUACAACCUCGACUCUCAGUAUCAGUAUAAUCUUGGCAAACUCGCCAAAGGAGCCGACAUCGGCAUGACUAAAGAGCAAGUGGAGGAGACUUACCAACAGCAAAAGGCUCGUCUCGCCGAAGUAAUGGAAAUUGUCAAGUCUGGCAAAAGUCCUGGCAACCGUUUCGACUACGUUUUUACUAACGCCCCGCACAACGAGCACAACGUUGCCAAACACGCUGCCGUCAAGGAGCAAGUCGUCCUCGAUGGAGGGUACACGGUCGAGAUUAAGAUUGCUUCCAAGAGUAUAGUCAAAGAUGAGGAAUUGCUGGACAAGUUUAAUACGAGUUUGAUUGUUUGUGGCGGUGACGCUUGCGUUCCACCAAAUCCGUUAGCGGCCUACGGAGCUACAUUGGCCUGCGAGGCAGCAGGCAAUCUGGUACAGCUUGCGGUGGGCGUCGGGCAUUUGAACUCAAUUCUAGAGGAUAUGGAGGCCAUGCAGGAAAAUGUUCCAGAGAUUUCGUACGAUUGGAUUCAAGAGGUCAAGGAUCUCAAGUCUCUCUUGAUUAUGUAUUACGAGGCUCGUUCGCGCUCCGAAAACUACUUUCAGUGGGUGCAGACUUUGAUUUGCAACAUGUAUUCGUUACCGCCCAAAGCCUGAGCAGCAUAUUAGUGUGAAUAGGUUAAACUCUCUCAUGUACAUAGUGCAGUGUUCAAGUGUUUUC